AUGUAUGCAUUGUCUACUAGUGCUGACCGUGCCUGUUGCCUGUGCGUACCGCCUGACCCUGGUGAGGCUGCUGCCCUAGGUGCUAGUGCGUCUCCUGCUCUAGGUGCUGGUGAGGCUGCUGCUCUCGGUGCUAGUACGUCUACUGCUCUAGGUACUGGUGAGGCCGUGGCAUCAGGUGCUGCUGUGUCUGCUCUCUCUGGUACUGCGCCCACUGCGGUCUCGCACACCUUCACCCUUGACUCAGGAGCUUCCCGCUCCUUCUUUCGCGACUGCACCGCACUUACGCCGCUCCGUCGGCCAGUCCCGGUCUCCCUGGCGGACCCCUCUGGGGGUCCAGUCCUUGCCCACUAUUCCACGGUUCUGCCGUGUCCGGCCGUCCCGUCCGGCUCGCUGUCAGGUCUUUACCUCCCCUCGUUCUCUACGAACUUGGUGAGUGGAGCUGACCUCCAGGAUGGGGGGGUUGACCAGUUCACUCCUGCGAGUCAGCGAGUGACUCACUGUACGUGUGCUAGGACGGGCCGGCACUUGGCCACGUUCACCCGUGCACCUGGCUCGAGUCUGUACACACUGACCACUGAGUCCCCUCAGGUAGCUGCGUCUGCGUUUGCGUCUGCGUCUGGUCAGCUGGCGGCCCCCUGCGAGUGUCGCGCUUUGUCGCACAACACUCUCCUGUGGCACCACCGCCUUGGUCACCCCUCCUUGCCUCGCCUGCGUAGCAUGCACUCUCGCUCCCUGGUCUCUGGUCUUCCCAGGUCCCUGCCUGCCCUCCCUCCCUCGCCUGCGCCGCCCUGCAUUCCUUGCGUCGAGGGGCGGCAGCGCGCCGCUCCUCACUCCUCCUCGUUUCCUCCCACAGAGGCUCCACUGCAGACGCUCCAUCUGGACGUGUGGGGCCCAGCCCGCGUCCAGGGACAGGGCCGCGAGCGGUACUUCCUGCUGGUCGUCGACGACUACACGCGUUACACCACGGUCUUCCCCUUGCAGAGCAAGGGGGACGUCCCUGCUGUUUUGAUCCCCUGGAUCCGCGCUGUUCGUCUCCAGCUCCGCGAGCGGUUCCGGUCGGACUUUCCUGUCCUGCGUCUGCACUCUGACAGAGGUGGUGAGUUCUCCUCCGACCUCUUGGCAGCCUACUGUGCGGAGCACGGCAUCACCCAGUCGUUCACGCUUCCGGCCUCUCCGCAGCAGAAUGGGGUUGCUGAGCGCCGCAUUGGCUUAGUCAUGGAGGUCGCUCGUACCUCCAUGAUCCAUGCGGCUGCCCCCCAUUUUCUGUGGCCGUUUGCGGUCCGGUACGCCGCGCAUCAGCUCAACCUCUGGCCCCGUGUCUCCUUGCCGGAGACCUCGCCCACACUGCUGUGGACGGGGAAGGUUGGCGAUGCGUCGCGUUUCCGGGUCUGGGGUGCUCGUGCCUUUGUCCGCGAUACCACCGCGGACAAGCUCUCCGCCCGCGCUGUUCCCUGUGUCUUCCUUGGCUUUGUCCCUGACGCGCCUGGUUGGCAGUUUUACCACCCCACCUCGCGCCGUGUCUUUGCGUCUCAGGACGUCACGUUCGACGAGUCGGUUCCCUUUUACCGUCUCUUCCCCUACCGCACUGCCUCGCUCCCCCCCCCGCCGCUCUUCCUUGCUCCAGGUGCUCCCCAGGUAGACCCCCUCCCCGCUCCCGGUCCUGCUCCUUCAGGUGUUUCUCAGGUAGACCCUCCUCCCUUGACUGCGCCGGUUGAGGUCACUGGUGACUCAGGUCCUCCUGCGAGUGGUCCUGCUCGGGGUGCUGAGCCUGGGGGUGCGGAGCCUGGGGGUGCUGAGUCUGGGGGUACUGAGCCUGAGGGUGCGGAGCUUGAGGGUGUAGAGCCUGGUGGUGCUGAGCCUGCGUGUGAGGGGUCUGGGGGUGCUGAGCUUGGCGGUACUGACGCUGGAGGUUCUGGAGCUACUGAGGGUGCUGGCGCUGGAGGUUCAGGAGCUGCUGGAGGGCCUAGUCCUGGUGGCGCUGGAGCUGGAGGUCCUGGAGCUGUUGAGGGUGCUCGCGCUGGAGGUUCUGGAGUCGCUGGAGGUACUGGUGCUGAGGGUACUGACACCGGAGGUUCUGGAGCCGUUGGGGGUGCGGGCGCUGAGGGUUCUGAGUCUGCUGUUGCGCGGUCUCCUUGGAGUGGCCGCCUUCGUCCCCGUGUGCCUCUCACCCCACAGCAGCUGCAGGACUGGUACGGUCGCCGUCAGCGUCGCGCUGCUGGAGCUCGGAGUCGUGCUGGUCCUUUGUCUACUGGAGGUGCUGGAGUUGCUGGUUCUGGAGGGGCUCGUGCUGGAGACACUGAGGCUGGAGACCCUGGGACUGGAGGUGCUGGCUCUGGGGGUGCUGCUGCUGGAGACGCUGAGGUUGGAGACCCUGGAGCUGGAGGUGCUGGUUCUGGGGGUGCUACUGCUGGAGACCCUGCGGUUGGAGACCCUGGGACUGGAGGUGCUGGUUCUGGGGGUGCUGCUGCUAGAGACACAGAGGUUGGAGACCCUGGGACUCGAGGUGUCGGCUCUGGGCCUGGAGCUUCUGGAGCUGCUGGAGGUACUGGAGCUGCUGGAGGUACUGGAGCUGCUGGAGGCACUGGAGCUGCUGGAGCUGCUGGUUCUGGUGCAGCUGCGCCGACACGACUGUUCUUCGCUCCGCCGUCUCCGUCGUCUCUGCCGCCGUCUGCCUCUGUUCUUCGUCAGGUUCUUACUCUUCCGUCGUCUACUGGUCUUCCGUUACAGACUGGCUCGCCGCUGCCUGCUCCUUCUCCUUACGCUGAGCUGACUGGUAGUCCUGCUGUGCGUCGUGAGCCUGCGUCGCGUCCUGUCUCGCCUGCUCGUCCUGGUCGUACCGGUCCUCGUGUUCCUCGUUCGCGUCCGCCGGCUGUCCCCAGCGCGCACCUCGUAGUCCGUCGUCCUUCCUCUGUUCCGCAGCCUGUUCCUCUGCCGUCUCCUCCUGCGUCCUCUUUGCCUGACGUUCCGGACCCUGCGUCUGACCGGUUUCGUGCUCAGCACCCUACUGUCACGCGUCUACUAGCCACAGUUGUCACUGACCCGUCGUUUGAGUCUGCUGCUGCGUCUGCUCUUGUCGCUGAGCUUGUUGACUUUGCUGCUGCCUGUCGUCUAGACUUCACUGCCAGUCUUGUUACUGAGUCUGAGUCUGUCUGUCCUCCGUCCGUCGGGGGUGAGUGUGCUCUUAGCACGGACGUCCUUGAGGACAGGCAGGAGGAGUUCCAGUGCCUUGCUGCUGCUUUACCUCAUCUUGUGUCCUCGCUACUUGCCCCUGAGGGAGACCCGGAUGCACCAGACAUCCCGACUCCGCGCUCUUACGCAGAGGCGAUAGAGGGUCCCUACUCCUCUCAGUGGCAGGCAGCCAUGGACGCAGAGAUGGCUUCCUGGAAGUCCACAGGCACCUACGUGGACGAGGUUCCCCCACCUGGGGCGAACAUCGUCAGUGGCAUGUGGAUUUUCAGGGUGAAGCGGCCGCCGGGUUCUCCGCCUGUCUUCAAGGCGCGUUACGUGGCUCGAGGCUUCAGUCAGCGAGAGGGAGUUGACUUCUUCCAGACCUUCUCCCCCACUCCGAAGAUGACCACUCUUCGGGUGCUGCUGCACGUUGCUGCUCACCGUGACUACGAGCUUCACUCUCUUGACUUCAGCACAGCUUUCCUGCAGGGUAGCCUGCACGAGGAGAUCUGGCUGCGCCGCCCCCCGGGCUUCACUGGGUCGUUCCCUCCUGGUACCCAGUGGAGCCUCCGGCGGCCGGUCUACGGUCUCCGCCAGGCGCCACGUGAGUGGCACGACACACUGAGGACUACGCUUGCGGCUCUUGGGUUUGCGCCUUCUACUGCUGACCCGUCGCUGUUUCUGCGCACCGACACUUCCCUGCCGCCGUUCUACAUCCUCGUGUAUGUCGACGACUUGGUUUUUGCCACUGCUGACACUGAGGCUCUCGCCCACGUGAAGUCGGAGCUGCAGAAGAGACACACGUGCACUGACUUGGGUGAGCUGCGCAGCUACCUUGGCUUGCAGAUCACCCGAGACAGAGCACGUCGCACCAUCACCUUGACUCAGUCACACAUGGUGCAGCAGGUCCUUCAGCGCUUCGGCUUCACCUGGUCUUCAGCACAGGCCACUCCUCUGGCUACAGGUCACACGCUCUCAGCUCCACCUUCGGACGAGUCCGUAGAGCCGAGUGGUCCUUACCCAGAGCUAGUCGGCUGCCUCAUGUACCUGAUGACUUGCACUCGACCUGACCUCGCGUACCCUCUUGGUCUUCUAGCUCGCUACGUGGCUCCUGGUCGGCACCGACCUGAGCACAUGGCUGCUGCUAAGAGGGUACUGCGUUACUUGUGCAGCACAUCAGGCAUGGGGCUAGUGCUUGGAGGGACGAGCCCAGUUGUCCUCACUGGGCACUCAGACGCUUCUUGGGUUGACGACCUGGCUACUCAGCGGUCGUCACAGGGUUACACCUUCAGCCUUGGCUCUGGUUCAGUUUCGUGGCGUUCUACACGCUCGACUUCAGUUCUCGGCUCCAGUUGUGAGGCUGAGAUCUACGCCACCGCCAUGGCUGCACAGGAGUUACGCUGGCUCACCUACCUGCUGACUGACUUGGGAGAGCAGCCUCGUUCUCCUCCAGUGCUGUACGUUGACAACAAGGCCGCCAUUGCCUUGUGUGAGGAGCACAGACUGGAGCACAGAACGAAGCACAUUGCUCUGCGGUACUUCCUGGCUCGAGAGUUGCAGCAGCGAGGCCAGCUUCGUCUUCGCCACGUGGCCACUCGGGCCAACACUGCUGACAUAUUCACCAAGGCACUUCCGUCUGGUGAUCAUCAGCGCUUUUGUACUCUGUUAGGCCUUGUGCCUACGUUUCCACACUUGCUGUAG
Molecule: messenger RNA, 4869 nt
Organism: Closterium sp. Yama58-4
Lineage: Eukaryota; Viridiplantae; Streptophyta; Zygnematophyceae; Desmidiales; Closteriaceae
Source: the annotation of a GenBank genome assembly